Messenger RNA from Suillus fuscotomentosus, 711 nucleotides. RefSeq lists its product as uncharacterized. NCBI's taxonomy places the organism in Eukaryota, Fungi, Basidiomycota, Agaricomycetes, Boletales, Suillaceae. The coding region runs from base 240 to 518 and encodes 92 amino acids. The record is from RefSeq and is a predicted model, not a curated record. The transcript has a single exon.
UUUCUCCGACCCAAAGAUCGUUGACUCCGCUACAAACGUUGCAACCUCCCACACUGCUUUCCUAUACGAGUCGGUGGUCUAAAUCUCUUUAUAAUUUCUGGUUCAUUGCACUUAUCGUUAUAAGACUAACUAUGCAAGUCUUUUUAGGUCUUUUAUCGUGUUCUUGUGUCGUCCUUGUCAAUCAGCGCUGUAACGCUUUAUAGCCAUCCCAAAAGGAGUUGCGCUCUCAAAAUAUCCUAAUGUUCCUUCUCUUUCCUUUGACUCCCCUCUCUUCUUCCACUGUUACCGGUAAGCAGUAUUACUCAAUUUUUUUCGUUCUAAUGACGUCCAGUUUUUCAAUAGUAGCAAGGACAUUACUUCUCAGGACAACAAGUGCGGGUAAUACUUAUUGUCCCGACCUCGGUGAAUCAAAAAUUAUCCUCUUCGGUGCUUCACGAAUCCAUACUCCCAUCACUUCUUCGAACCUUGACCGGCGCCGCACGAUAACAACAACGCGUAAGUUGACUUCCUAUGGAUGAUGUUCUGUCGGUCUUUAUCCCGCAUUCGUCACGAUCUUCCACGUGUUAUAGUUGGCCCAGACCAUCCAGACAAGGGGAAGCUUUGAUAUUCAAUGUUCCCGAUUCGUGAUUAGUAGCGAACCCUGUACGUGCGAUAGUUCACAAUCAGACAAUCCCAUUGUGCAAGAUUUGUGAAUACAUUUAUUUAUCAUGA